UAUUUCUUUAUAUAUUUAUUUUCAGUCUGCAUUUCGCUGAAAACAUCAUGCCGGUUGUAGACUUAACUGUGGAUCGCAAUCUGCUGUGCCCCAACUUUGAUGGCUAUAAGCUUUCGUUCGAUGCGAUGCCGGUGCUUCGUCAAGACUGCGUUCGUUUCCCAUUGCGACUGGAGCCGCACAUGAAUCAGUUUUCGUUGUUGCACGUGGAGGUGUUCGCCAUGCACAAUCUGCUCUUCUCUGAUCCGUGGGCGCGCAACGACAGCUACUAUGUGAAUUCAGCCCACGAUGUCGUCAGAUGUUCAUACGACUUUCAGCACGGACGUGCAACGCCACAGCACGUUGUCUAUAGCGUGGAGCGUCGCGAUCAUGGCGAUGGUGCAAGUCAGCGAAUUGGAGACUACAAUUACUCGCUGCGCUUCAUCUCGGAAAAGUAUUGCGUCUUAUGCGAUGGCAUGAACACACUGUAUCUGCUGGACACUGGAAAUCGCGAUCGUGCCGAUCAGUGGCAGCUGGUUUCGCGCACCACAAUUGACGAUGGCAGUAAUGAGCGCGGUUAUGUGCUGUACGAUGCCCGCCUCGAUGUGGUGCAGGAGCAAAAACAGAUAUCCACAGUUUGUGGUCAUGUGGCGCGACAAGAUCCCAGCAACAGAUCGCAGACAUACACAUAUAUUAUGCAGCUGGUCUGGGGCCGUUGGGCACAGACCACCGUGCCAACAGGAAAUCCGUUGAAUGCAGGUUGGGAAUACAGAAUAUGUGAGCAUUUGGAGACCCAGGGUUCAAUUUAUUACUGCGCUUUUGAGCCACGUGCUGAAUCUUUGAUUAUAUGCUCGAAUCGUGAACUGCUGACACGCGAAAAUCGACGUGCCAUGUUGGAAGCUGCAGCCGAAGCAGCCGCUGCGGCGGUGGCAGCAGCAGCAGAGGCAGCAGAAACUGCUGCAGCCGACGCGAACGACCAAAACGAAGUACAUAACCAAAAUGGGGAGCAGGCGGAGAGAACAGAUGCUUACACAUGGUCCCAGAGCGAUGAGGACGUCUUUAUAAACUUCCCAUUGCGUCCAGGUGCUGGACGCAAUGACUUCAACAUACGUUGUACAAACCAUCAAAUACGUGUCGAGUAUUUGUCAGAGACUCUGUUGGAUGGCACACUUUUUGCCGAAGUUGACAACGAACUGACUACGUGGACAGUGGAGACGGACUGCUUGAAGAUGACGAUGAUGAAAGAAGCGCAAAUGCAUUGGCCAAACCUGCUGGCCAAUAUCGAUGCCAUUCCCGAAUGGCGCCGCAAUGGAUACGGACAAAACGAGGAACCGACUGCCACAGAAAGCUUGCCCAUACCAAAUCUGGAAGAUCCCAUAGAGGAGUGCGACUUUCCAUUGGGCAUGUCUGAUGCAGAAGUAAAGAUGGUGCGCUUCAAUUUGCCUGCUCGCAGUAUAACCCACACCAUAUUCCUAGGGUCGACUCCGCCAUUAUUUUCCACAUCUCUGCGAGCCGGUUUCCCAGCGGCCUUCACAACACGCCAAGGCGUUGACGCAGCUGCCUGGCUGCAGGUCUACAAUCCCGCCAAGCCUAACGAAUGGGGUGUACGCCACGAGGGUACGUUACAUGCCUUUGGAUAUGUCCAGGCCUCCAAAGAACAGCGUAAAUUCGUCGAUUGCUGCCCUGAUUUAGAUUAUGCGGUGAUAUGUGAGACUAUUCGCAAUGUCUUUAUAUAUAAGCCUCGAUACGAUACAGCGGAUGGAUUACGGAAACGGAAUGGGCCUCAGGUGGUAAUUGGGAAACAGAGCCUUGUUACUUUGGAAGCAGGGGUGGGCGAAGUGCUGGGCAUGACCACAGCAGCCAAUGUUAUUACAGUGCUGACCGAACAUGCUGUUCUAUAUAUACAAGUGACGUCUUAAUACAUUAAAUAUAUUUGGUCUAAAUUAUUAGUUAGUUUGUACGGAAAAUA
Messenger RNA from Scaptodrosophila lebanonensis, 1945 nucleotides. RefSeq names its product nudC domain-containing protein 1. The record is from RefSeq and is a predicted model, not a curated record. Lineage: Eukaryota; Metazoa; Arthropoda; Insecta; Diptera; Drosophilidae. The coding region runs from base 48 to 1895 and encodes 615 amino acids. The transcript is spliced from 2 exons.